Aspergillus steynii IBT 23096 is the source of this 723-nucleotide messenger RNA. Its product is annotated as thioredoxin domain-containing protein. The coding region runs from base 1 to 723 and encodes 240 amino acids. The transcript has a single exon. NCBI's taxonomy places the organism in Eukaryota, Fungi, Ascomycota, Eurotiomycetes, Eurotiales, Aspergillaceae. The record is from RefSeq and is a predicted model, not a curated record. Gene Ontology annotation, cellular component: cytoplasm.
AUGGACCGUACCGCCGAAUCGAAGCCUUCUGCACGAGACAUCGACGAUGAGAUUGACGACGACGCCCUGUUCGAGGCUUUAGAAACCGAGGAUGACUCCGCCUAUCGUGCCAAUCGCAUCGAACAACUCAAUGCCGAGUUCGCGUCGGCUCAAAAAGAUCCUGCCGCUCUCUCCUCGGCCGGCCUGGCCCCGCCAACCACGCUGUCCGAAGACAGUCUAUACCCUACGUUGAAAAGUGAUCAAGCGCUGCUCGACUUCACGACACAGACCCAUCGCUGUGUCAUUCAUUUUGCGCACCCGGACUUUGCCCGCUGCAACACCAUGGACGAACACAUCCGCGCGUUGGCAAUGCGCAACCACGAGGUGCCUUUUGCUCGGGUUGAUGUGCGGAACACCCCGUUCGUGGUGGAGAAAAUCAAAAUCCGGGUGCUUCCCUGUGUGAUUGGCUUCAAGGAUGGGGUCGCGGUUGAACGUGUCAUCGGCUUUGAGGGCCUUGGAUCUGGGGGGCGGGAUGGCACCGACGGCUUCAGCACGGCAACCCUCGAAAAGAGACUUCUUUGGACCGGCAUUUUGACCCAAACAAAGAUGAAGGCCGGAGACGAGGACUCUCAAUCAUCUGAUGCAGACAGCGAUGUCGACGAACCCGGCGCCCGGAAGACCAUUCGCGACGGGAAUGCGCGAUAUCGGAGUGGUCAUGACGACGAUGAUGACGACUGGGAUUGA